Symbiodinium sp. CCMP2592 is the source of this 10482-nucleotide messenger RNA. NCBI's taxonomy places the organism in Eukaryota, Dinophyceae, Suessiales, Symbiodiniaceae. The record is from the annotation of a GenBank genome assembly.
AUGGCUGUCUUCGGCGACUUUGCUCUGAAGGAUGUUCCAGUCGGGUCCACUCUGGACAUUGUGGUUUUUCAGGUCAAUGGAGGCAUCUACAAGGGCGCGAUGCAUGGGGAUUUGUAUUCUUGCCCAAACUUGGGACCAGGCUUUUGGACACUUUUCGGCUACACCCUUAGCUCCGUUGAGCGUAACGUGGGCUAUCUUACAUGCAAUGAAGAGUCCAGGGCAUUCCCAAAACCUGACCACUCGGCAGCUGCCUUUGGAACAGUUGUGGAGGUUUGUGCAGGAAUCGGUGGCCUCGGCCUUGGAGCUCGGUUUUCGGGCAUGCAUAUACUACUGCAGGUCGAAAGGACGGACAUUGCUUGUGAGACACUACGCUUGAACGGUGGACCUGUGCUCGCCGGUGACAUCGGCGCCCGAGAGGUUCAAUACAGCAUUGCUAAGGCGUGUCAGGGCCAAGGCCACCUCUUGGCAGCCAGCCUCCCAAGCUACAGCCUCUCUUUGCCUGGCAUGGAAGGAGGACACCCGAACUGGGAAACACAUAUCCUUGGUCAGAUUCUCCAGGUUGCAUGGCGAAACCAAGUUGCGGGACUGCUUCUGGAAUGUCCGCCCGAGGUGCAAGACCGGCCACAGGCCCUGCAACUUCUGCAGCACUUCGCGGCUCGUAUGCACUUUAAGGUACAACAGGUUGCACUCGAACUGGGCGAUCAGUGGGCAUCCCGCCGCAAUCGCUGGUGGUUCGUCAUGCUCCCACAAGAAUUGCCAGAUCUGCACUUGCCCUGUUGGCAGCCCACUCCGACUCCCACAUUAGUGUCGGAUGUGAUUGCGGAAUGGCCACUCUGGCCCGUGGAGCAGGAAAAGGACCUUGCCAGGACCCCGGAAGAGGUCCAAUGGGACAGCGAAGCCGUGGGUGGCCCCGAGAGUCACUGCUUGGAUACCCAAAGACAAGCCCCUCAGGCUCUGCACAGCUGGGGCUCUGAGUUGCAGGCCUGUCCGUGCGGCUGCCGUGAAGCAGGCUUCUCCGAGGCCAUGCUGCGUGCCAUGGGCCAUAGGGGUUUUAGGGUUCUUGGCCCUUUUGGGGUUAGGCUUCCUCACGCCGGUGAGGUAGGUUUCCUUAAUUCCCUCCCCGCCUCCUUCCUGCAUCUCCCGGCCUCGCGUGCAGCAUUAUGCUUGGUUGGCCAAAUCACCGCCCCUCUGCAGUCCUUGUGGAUAACCGCACAUGUUGCAGCCUGGGCCGAAUCAACUUUUACCACAGGCGGCACGACUGACCCGAGCAGGCUGAUCCUGGAUUACAAGCGCUACCUGCUUGAAACUCGCCGGGACCUUUGGCUUGUGCCGUCCCUUCAGCCAGCCUCUCUCUUGCAGCUGAUAAGUGGUGAUUCUACAUUUGACCUCAAGGUUUCAGGGCCGACACGAGUCCAGGCUUUGGCACAGGCUGAAAAGGACUUACAUGGGCCAGGCUUCUUGAUUCGGAUCUUCGAGGGCAAUCGCAAACUCCAGCCCAACGCCUUCUUGCAUCCAGACCUCCCUUCAGGUACUUACCGCCUUGAGGUGCACACAAAGUCGGCGUGCCGUUCUGUGCUUUCCUCUCCUGCCUCUGCCCCACCCACGGGCACCACAGAUGUCACGAUCUGGGCCGGCUUGCUUCGGCUGCAGGCUGCCUGUGCUCAGCCGGUCUUUAUCGUUCCACCGGCGACUGCCACGAACUGGCUUCGACUUGCCUGGCUUUACGAUGAGACUGACCACGGCAUUGAUUUCCAAUGGCCAGCUGCCUGUGAAGCUGUUUUCCUCCCCUUCCUUUGGGAUGCCCAUUGGUCUUUGCUGGUUUUGAGCUUUGCCGGCGGCUCUGUGCCCUCCGCUUCGCUCUUCGAUGGCCUUGCCGGCCACAGCCUGGAUGCUGCCCGGAGCCUCCUGCGCUUUGUGUGCAAGGUGUGUAAUUUGUCCUGCCCGGAUGUUGAGCUACCUCAGCUACCUCUGCAAACUGAGCCGACCUCAUGUGGUCCCAUGCUCCUUGCCUUCGCUGCUCAGGCCAUGCAAGGAUUCAACGAUCCCUUUCAGGUGCUAUACCAGGAUGCUGUCAGCUUCUGUAAUUGCAUGCCACCACAUAGUGCAAAGCUGUGGGGCCAAGGUGGACUUUCAGAUGCUCAGCAGAGUUCCUUAAAGGCGCUGCUUGUUGAGAGAGGUGUUCCUGAGACAGCUGUCGCUGACCGGGUUCAAGCAGCGGUUCAAAAAUUGGGCGCGGGGAUCAUCGCAAAAUCCCUCUCGGCCGAAAACCCCUGGCAGGCUCUUAAAGCGGCCGGCUCAGCGCCGAACCCAUUGUACCGCUGGGUCCGCCCUGAGGAACUCCGUGUAUAUGCCCAAAAGAAAGCCUCGCUGCAAUUCGGCACUGCCGUCGGCAAUGCCAAAGCCCGCAAGCAAAAGCCCGGCCGGCCCCUGAAACAGGCAUUGAGUGUUGACCCUCUUUCUUUGCAGCUUGCAGCAGGGUCAUUUGUGUCAGCACAGAACGCUCCUUUGGCCCAGCUUGCGUUCGAUGAGGUUGUCUCCCAGGCGCAGGGCGUUGCCUUCUGCACGGCCCAGCAAAUGAUGCCCUUCAUUGCCGACUAUAAGCCGCUUAGCGUAGAUGCCCUGGCCUUGAUCUCCACCGCUCCGCUGCCAGCAGAGAGUUGUGCGGGAGCUCCGAUCUCGAACAUCCGCUUUCCAGCAGUGUUCUCUCCCACCCAAGAGGCAGUCCUCCUCAGCGGCUCCAUGUUGCAAUUGGGUGACGAACAAGUCCAAUUGUCUUCAGCUGAUGCAGACAUGGGCGAGAUCGACCAGCUUGAUACCAUCACUGGUCGGAUCUCUCUUUAUCGUGACGAGGCACAACUGGACUGGGAAGUCUUUGCUAAAGCCCCGGUGAAAUCGCUCCUGCAACAUGUUCCAGGCUUGAACCUCUGCCGUGACAAAAGCUGCAAGGGCGACUGUGCUUCCUUCCACCCGGCGGUGGAUGAGCGUGUUGAGCACAUGCUUCUUGAUGUCUGGGCCCGGCAGUUCACUAAGCUUGAGGGCGGCAGAACCGAUGCCCUUGCAGCACAGGUCUUCCAAACCUUGGUUCGAGUCCCGAGCUCAGCAGCCAAACACUUGCAACAUGUCAGCGUGCCCGGUUUCUACUUUGAACCGCGAGCUACCACCGGCUUCGGGCCCCAUCCGGCAUAUGCAGUUGUCUGGUUGCCCGGCCAUGAUAGGGCACAAGUUGUACACCUGCUUCGCACCUGUGACAAAGCCAUCGGCUUGGCUCGCCUGGGCUCUAAGUUUGGGUUGCGGGUUCUCGACGAACAUGAGCAAGCCGUCUUUCAGGAGCUGCGCCCGCAGCACACCUUCGUUAAGGUCAGGAUACAGGCCCGCUGGAAGCUGCACCCUUUGCCCCACGGCACCCAACGCCAUGCACUUGUGCAGUUGCUGAGCAAGUGGAAGUGGCCAGCCCGCCCACUGCAACCAUGCAAGGGCGACUCCUCAGGUUGUGCUUGGGAAGUUGGCAGUGCAGUCGACCCCCCUGCUUCCAUUAUGCAGGCUGGUGACUCUUAUGUGUUGAUCCACAAGACCAAGGAUGUUGGACCGCAGGCCCGACCAGAGGCCCUGUGUGCCUCUAACCGCACUCGGCGACGCAUCCUGUACGAUGAUCCCGAGAUCCCAGCUCCAUCAGCCGAUCCUUGGGCUGGCGGUUUGGACCCAUGGAGUCUUGCACGCCCGCCGCCUGGUCUUCUUCCCCCUUCGGGGGCCGCCUCAAGCUCGGCUCAGCCUUCGGCUGCUGCAAGCAAGAUCACGCAGGUGAAAUCCGAAUUGCAAGCUGGACUUGAAACUCUUGUCCGAAAGGAGGUCCAGACCGCCACCGCUGCAUGCGCCGCCCCUGCGGCCGAUCAGGACAAAAGGCUGUUGCAGUUGGAGUCCGGCCUCAAUGAGGUCAAGCUCCAAAACAGUAAAUUUGAAGAGUGGUUUGCCACUCUCGGUUCACAGAUGCAGCAGCAAGCGAAGCAGGUCGUUGAGGUCCAACAAGCAGUGACUGCCCAAAAGGCCGAGAUCGGGUCCCUUCGCACCGAGGUCUCCGGAUCCAUCAUUCAGGCCGUGACCGCGCUACGCAGCGACAUGUCCGAGCAACUCACCGCCCAGACGGCCUCCCUGGAGGCCCUGCUCUCCAAAAAGCACCGAUCUGAGCCGAUGCGACUUGGGCCUUUCCGUUUUCUUCAGUUCCUGCUUUGGUUCAGUGCUCUGGCAGCCCCGGUCCAAGCAUGCAGCUUUUCUCCUUUUCGCCGCUUUGGAGAGGCAUCUCACCCAGGGCCCGAGCCCCUGGUGUCUUUUGGCACCUCCAACCCCAGCGGACUGCGAGGCAAGGAGCAACAUGCGGCCGACCUCGGCCCUGGAGUUUGGCACUUCUCGGAGACCCAGCUCUCCGCUGUCGGUUUUACCUCUUCGUCUCGAGCCAUCAAAGCACUCACGGGCAACAUGCAUCGGGAUGUGCGCAUUUUUGCUGGAGCCCCUGCCCCUUUGCGGCCUGGCUCCUUAUCCGCCGGCUCUUGGACCGGUGUGCUUACAAUGAGUGAUUUUCCCUGCCGACCAGUGCAGCUGCAAUGGCUGCAUGAUUCGUUCCAUACUGGCAGAGUGCAGGCGGUGCACCAUGUUGUUCACGGCACCUCUGUCUUCACUGCCAACGUCUACGGCUAUCCCUCGGGAAAGACCUUUGUGGAUGCCCGUGCUCGCACUGAGCGCCUUCUUGAAACUCUGACACAUGAGCUGGUUCUCGGCCGCAAAGGCAUUCGCCUGAUCUCGGGAGAUUUCAACCAUUGGCACGACAAUCUCGAUCAGGUUCAGCUCUGGAAACAGCAAGGCUGGAUUGAAGUCCAAGACCUCGCCGAGCAGCGAUGGCAUCGGCCAUUGGUUCCCACUUGCAAAGGCUCCACACAUCGCGACUUCAUCUUCCUCAGCCCAGAAGCUGCAGCCUUGUGUCACGACGUCCGGGUCAUAGAUGUCUUUGCUGAGCAUGCUACUGUAAUCGCCGGGAUGCGGUUGACUGGGGUCCACCGCCCUAUGUCCUGGCCUCUUCCUUCAGAGAUCCCCUGGCAGUCUGUGUCAGUUUCGGCAUGGCAGCACGCCUGCCAACCAAUUCCUCUUCAAGAGCCCAACUCCACACGUUGGCUGCAAUCCUUUGCCCGCGAUUUCGAGCGCAGCCUCAAUGGAUUCGUGAAGGAUUCUCCCGGAGGCCAGCUGCCACACAGAUGCCAUGGUCGAGCACAGCGACUUUCCCCCGAUCAUGCUGCUCAGGUCCUUCCGCCAAAGCCGGCCCGACCUGGUGAAGAAUCGGCACACCAUGAUUUACUUUCUUUGGAAGUCAAGCGUUGGUUCCAACAGCUCCGCCGACUGCAGUCUUUGGACCACGCCUUGAAGGCAGGCAACCCCUCGCCUAGUGCAGUUGAGUACCGCUUGGGUUUGUGGCGCUCAAUUGUCGCUUCCAAGGGCUUCCAUCCUACCUUUGCUGAUUGGUGGCCCCUUCGCCCGGUUCGACUUGCCGGCUCCCCAACACAAUUUCCUCCCUGGCUCCCUGAUGCAGCUACCUGCCAUAGACUUUUCUUGGACUUCCGUGACAACUUCCGAAAAUUCGAAGCUUGGAACAUUCGGCAACGCCGUGCCAUUUUGGCCGAGCAAUAUGCGCAGAACCGCAACCUCCUGUUCCGUGACCUCCGUGACCCCAAGCCAGAACAGGUUGAUACUCUUGAACUGCGCAAGAGCUACUGCGUAUUGGCAGUUGAGCCCUCCACCUGCCACGUGCAUUUGGACUCUAUCAUCGACACACGUGGUUGCAGCCAAUGGCAACUAGACGGUUGCAGUGUGCAGGUGGACUCUGUUGUCGGCGAUCUCUGCCGGAUCCCCGGAUGUGAGAAUGUUGACGUUGAUUGUGAGCUUGAGCAGACUAUUCUUCUCUCCUCCGCAAAGGAUGUACAGAACGAAUUCGAAAAAUUAUGGUCUUCUUACUGGGGUCGCUUCUCCGACCCAGCCGCGGUUGAUUGGUCACGUGUUACGGCUUUCGCACAAGCCUUCCUUCCUCGUUCCAGCCUGGCCCUCCCACCGAUUGAUUUGCCCCAGUGGCGUGCUGCCAUUAAGCGCUUCAAGCCCCGCGCGGCCCGCGGAGCCGAUGGCAUUGCCCGACUGGACUUGCUCAACAUGUCGGACGCUCAUGCCCAACAAUUGCUGCAGCUGUUUCGGGAUAUCGAGUUGGGGAUUCGAGACUGGCCUGCUCAAUGGCUUAUCGGGCUGGUCUGUUGCCUGAAAAAGCCAAACGACCGUCAGGACCCUCAAGGUUUCCGCCCUAUCUGUCUUCUCAGUUGCGCUUAUCGUGCAUGGAGCGGCAUUCGAGCCAGACAAGUGCUGCAAUGGCUUUCCCAACUCCUACCGGACACCGCCCUUGGCUUUAUGCCGCACAAGGAGGCCUCGCAGUUCUGGUGGAUCCUGGAAGCUCAGAUCGAGCUUGCUUGUCAGCAGGACCAAUCCAUGGUCGGAUUCUCCACUGAUGUGGUAAAGGCCUUUAACGCCCUUCCGCGACAGCCGGUGUUCGCCCUAGCAGAGUGGAUUGGCCUUCCCACCACCCUGCUGCAGCCAUGGCAGGCAUUUCUGACUGGACUGGAACGGCGCUUCCUACUGCGCCAAGCUGUGGGUGAGCCACUCACUUCCACAUGCGGAUUCCCGGAGGGAUGCGCAUUGAGCACGGUUGCCAUGAGCCUUGUCUGCUUGGCCUUUCAUGCUUAUGUUGAAGCCUUCGCACCAAAUGCGGUUCCUCAUUCUUACGUAGACAACCUCAGUUGUACCGCGCAGUCAACAGGGCAGCUGGCUGCAGGGAUCAACGUCACCCACACAUUUUUGGACAUGCUUGCAUUGUCUACGGACGCCACGAAGACCUACGUGUGGGCGCUCCAACCGGCCCAGCGCUCUAUGCUGUCCAGUGUGGGUUUGCGGGUGGUCGAUCAUGCUCGCGAGCUUGGUGGCAACAUAUGUUUCGGCCGAGCGGUCCGAAAUGCCGAAAUCGUGGGGCGCUGUCAAGCCCUGGCCCCCCUUUUUCAACGGUUGAAACGUUCUCCUUGUGCCUUUGCCGUCAAGCUCCAAGCCCUCCCGGCCAAGUUUUGGGCCAGUGCCCUGCAUGGCAUCUCGGGUUGCCCAUUGGCUGAGGUCCACCUGGCCAGCCUCCGCACACAGGCCGUUCGUGCACUGCGCUGCUGCUCCGCUGGCUCUAGCCCGAUGCUUCGACUUUCCACGAGUGGCUUGCUCGAUGCCGAUCCGGGCUUUUACCAAUUGUGGUCCUCACUUCGAGAUCUAAGGCGUUUGAGUGUCAAAGACGGACGGGUGAUCCCUCUGUGGGCUGACUUUGUGGCAGGCUUUCAAGGCUCCUUGCUCCCGGGGCCAUUCUCUAAGCUUCUGCAGGUUUUGAGUCAGAUCGGAUGGCGACUGGAAACUCCGCCAUGUGUCACGGACCAUGAAGGUUUUCAGCAUGAUCUCACCACAGCCCCAUUGCCCCUCCUCCGCCAGCUCUGCGAACAAGCAUGGCUUAACCACGUUGCAUCUUUGCACCGCCACCGUCGCACCAUGCACGACUUGUGGGGCAUUGAUCUCCCUCUCUUGCAGGCCGAUGCCAGUCGUCUUUCGUCUCUGGACAAGGCUAGAUUGGCUGCCUUGCAAAGUGGAGCCUUCAUGUUCGGGACCAGUCAUGCUAAGUUCGAUGCAUCCAAGGACGGCCUUUGCUCGUGCUGUGGAGUCCCCGACUCGCCUGAACACAGGGUGUGCAGCUGCCCUCUCUACGAAUCGGCCCGGGGCCCUUAUGCCUGGGUGUGUGCAGAGUGGCCCAGUCUCCCGGAGUGCCUGCGCACCCACCUUCUUCCACCAUGCAAUCCACAUCUGCCUGCUCUUCGACAACAGCUGGCACGAUUGCCGGAUCGCUCGGGACAAUUCGCCAGCCUCCGAUGUACUGAGGGUCCGCAACAUGUGUUUUGUGAUGGCUCUUGCUUGUUUGCCCCAACUCCGGCCUUUGCUCUGGCGGCAUGGAGCAGUGUCAAUGCAUGCACUGGUGAGCUUCUUUCGACUGGCCCGGUUCCCGGUCUUCAACAGACGGCCCCGCGCGCUGAACUGUGGGGUGCUAUUGCCAGCCUCAAAUGGGGGCUUCAGGUCGAGGUGCCGCUCACCUUGUGGACGGAUUCCGCCAUGGUGGGCAAGGGUAUCCGUGGUCUCUUGGAGGGACGUUCACCUGGGUCCGAUGAAAAUCCAGACCUAUGGCAGCUGUUGACUGAGCUUGUCGUAGCAUACCCUGUAGGCUGGUUGUUGGUGCAGCAUGUACCCUCACACCUGGACCCUGGUCUUGGCAUCUCUCCUUUCGAGGACUGGCUUAUCCGUUGGAACGGCCAUGCAGAUACCCUUGCAGGCCUCACAAACAUCAACCGAGCAGUGGACCUUCAAGCAGCGCAUCAGAUGGCUUAUAACUGGCACCUUCGUCAUUUGGAGAUUUUGCGCGCUUUGCGUGGAAUCUACUUUGGCAUUGCUGACAUUACAGCUAAGUCGGGCCACACUUGCCCCCUGGAGGUGGAUCCGGAGGAUACGGAACUUCCCCUACCACCACCGGUACCUGCCUUGAUUGAUUCCUUCGAGGAUGCGCUCCCCGUCACUUGGCGACAGCAAGCUCUGCAUUCCUGCCCGGAUCUCCCACAGCAGUUUGUGCAACAACUUUGUGACUUUCUUCUGCAGCAGGGCCAGACGGGCGAGCCAUUGCGCCGUGUUUCAUGGCUGGAAUUGGUUUUUGUGCUACACGCUCAUGGAGGCCCUCGGUUUCCGGUUCGAGCACUGACCUCUGGCCAAUGGUCAAAUCAGGCUGAUGUCCCGCUUGGUGCCCCAGCUCUCACCGUGGCUGUACAGAUGAGCCUCCUUAGGAAGACGCUCCGCCGGAUUCUGGCGGCUCUGAGAAGGGAUGACAUGUUGAUCGAUGGUCUUUUGCUUUUGGAGUUCGGGGUCACGUUCCGAAUUGGUGGGAUUCUGAUUUCUGUUGGAUCUUCGCUCCUUCAGGCCGCCCGAAACCAGCUUUUUCAGUUCUGCGCCGGCCGCAAGGUUUGUACAGUUGGUGACUUGGUCAGUUGGCUGAGCAUCGUUGCGUCCACCGGCGCAUUGCGCUAUGCAGCUCCAAGUGGCGCGAACGGAGGGGUGUCCGUCGCCGACGACGUCUUCUUUGGGCAGGAUGGGGCCGUCUGCGUCGUCACGGCUUGGCAAUCCCACAAGAAGCACCAAACCACGUUCGUGGCCAUUCGUCCCCGACCCUGGCCGACGCUGCGGUAUGACUUGGAUGCCGUGGCCGUGAGCGUCGGUGAGGCCCUGCACCCACUUAACCCGAGGCCGCACAAAGAGCAGGGCCUCAUGAAGCCGUGGACCUUCAGCAUGGCAUGCGACGUCAGCGGCGCGGCAAGCUCUACGAGCUUCACCUAUGACCGUAUCUUGAACAUGGGACUUCUGGAUGGCCACCCGAUCCUCGACAUCAGCUCGAAUGGAGCCAUCACGGUGGCGCCAGCGGGCACCCUGAGUGAGCUGUUCGAUGCACUCAGCGUUUCGGGAUCGCAGCGGAAGGCCUUCACUUUGGGAUGCCGGGUCUUCGGCCUCUUCCCCGAUCCGGAGCUGCCUCCGGUGGAGACGACUCUGAGCAUCGCAGUGCAGGAUACGGUCUGCUGGGUUCCACAGAACAUCAAGGGCAUUGGCCUGCCGGAUCCCGACGCCAAUACGGAGGCCAUGUGCAGAUCUCGGUGCCGCGCAGACAAAACCUGCGCGAACUACAAGUUUGAGAGCCAGUGCAUGAGGUAUGAUGUUCGCUCGGAUGGGAACCAGGUCGGGGUCAUUGCCAAGGUCACCAACUGCACCAACGAGGGUACCUGUAUGAAAGUGACACAUUCCGAAUGGUACCUUGCCGGUGUGUACUGUCCUUUGGGCAGAGACGCAGUAUUGGGUGGCAUCGUGUACCUUCGCGAGCACGUCACGCAGCAGGACAUGGUGUAUCUGCGCGAGGGAUCCAGCGCCGGUUGUGGUGCUAACGAGUGGGCGUUGAUGGCACCUUCAAGUGCAGACUUCAUCGACAAGGCUCUUGGCCUUUUCGAGCUCCGUGGCACCCGGCACGCCUGCAUCGGCAGCUCCACCCUUGAGCACACCCUCGCGUGGUGUCCCACAUCGGCGUUGGCUUGGAUCGAAGAGCAGGAAGAGGCUGAAGAGGGCCAGCCGGCCCUGGUGUUGGAUGACCCCGGGACAGCUCAGCCCGCCGACUUUUGGCUACAUCCCUGUGACUGUGCCCCGGAUGCCUGGGGACCGGAUCUGCCCGUGGAUCCUCAAAUGUUUGAGAAUCUCCCGGCCAACAGCAGCAACCAAUUCAUCCCGACCCCCUACGUCAUCGUCACGGGGCAGCUCGUUUGCCCCUCACGUCAACUGCUGGGAGGCAUGUGCGACUUCUAA